AUGGGGGUGAAACACAAGGUGGCUACCGCUUAUCAUCCCCAGACGAGUGGACAGGUUGAAGUUUCCAACAGGGAGGUCAAGAACAUUCUCCAGAAAACUAUCAAUACCUCGCGCAAGGACUGGUCGCUUAAGCUGAACGAUGCCCUCUGGGCCUACAGAACAACCUACAAAACGCCGCUAGGGACCACCCCCUAUCACCUGCCAGCAACUGAGAGGCGUAUGAUCCAAGUCCAUGAGCUGGAAGAGAUAAGGCACCUCGCCUAUGAGAGUUCAAAAAUUUAUAAGGAGAAUACCAAAGCCUACCAUGACAAGCGAAUCAUUGCCAGACGUUUCGAACCAAAUGAUAAGGUCUUGCUCUUCAAGUCUAGACUUAGGCUGUUCCCAGGCAAGCUGAAAUCAAGAUGGUCAAGACCCUUCACCGUUAAGGAAGUCCGACCUUACGGAGCUGUUGUGUUGCUGGACAGAAACGGAGACGAGUUCGUCGUCAAUGGUCAGCGCAUCAAGCAUUACCUUGCUGACUUCACUAUCACAGAGGGUGAAGAAAUUCCCCUAAGCGAUCCACCAUCAACCUGA
Messenger RNA from Brassica oleracea var. oleracea, 573 nucleotides. RefSeq lists its product as uncharacterized. Gene Ontology annotation, biological process: DNA integration. The transcript is spliced from 2 exons. Gene Ontology annotation, molecular function: nucleic acid binding. Bases 1 to 573 code for a protein of 190 amino acids. The record is from RefSeq and is a predicted model, not a curated record. NCBI's taxonomy places the organism in Eukaryota, Viridiplantae, Streptophyta, Magnoliopsida, Brassicales, Brassicaceae.